Molecule: messenger RNA, 2215 nt
Organism: Nannospalax galili (Upper Galilee mountains blind mole rat)
Lineage: Eukaryota; Metazoa; Chordata; Mammalia; Rodentia; Spalacidae
Gene: Slc7a7
Product: solute carrier family 7 member 7
Exons: 10
Coding region: 326-1855 (509 amino acids)
Biological process (GO): amino acid transmembrane transport
Cellular component (GO): membrane
Molecular function (GO): basic amino acid transmembrane transporter activity; L-amino acid transmembrane transporter activity
Source: RefSeq, a predicted model, not a curated record
GAAGCAGUGGGGAAGGUGCCUGGAGGCCAGCAGGCACUGAGGUCUUCCCGGUCUGACCGGGCAGUUACAGCUCAGCCCAUCCCCUGGCCCCUCCCCGCUGCCGGCCAGAGUCACACAUGUGUUUUCCUGUUUUCCAUUUUGGUCGUCACCCUCUGUCUUUUCUGCUCCUCUGAGUCAACAGCUGCUGCAGCUCGAGUCAUACCCCUGAUUCUUUACCACCCUCUCCCCAGGGUGCUGUUAGCCUCUCUUUCCUUUGUACUUGCCCACAGGUCUCUGGACAGAGGGCAAUGCCAGGAAGCUGGUGAAGGCUCUCCUCCUCUCCGCCAUGGUCAACAGCACCAAGUAUGAAGUGGCCCCCCAGCACGAGGCAGAUGCCUCCCCUCUAGGCCAUGCAGCCAGCCCAGGGACUGAGCAGGUAAAACUGAAGAAGGAGAUCUCGCUGCUUAAUGGCGUGUGCCUGAUAGUGGGGAACAUGAUUGGCUCCGGCAUCUUUGUGUCCCCCAAGGGUGUGCUCAUGUACAGCGCCUCCUUUGGCCUCUCACUGGUCAUCUGGGCUGUCGGGGGCAUUUUCUCCGUUUUUGGGGCCCUUUGUUAUGCCGAACUGGGUACCACGAUUAAGAAAUCUGGGGCCAGCUAUGCUUACAUCCUGGAGGCCUUCGGGGGACUUCUUGCCUUCAUCCGCCUCUGGACCUCUCUGCUCAUCAUCGAACCCACCAGCCAGGCGGUCAUUGCCAUCACCUUUGCCAACUACAUGGUGCAGCCCCUCUUCCCAAGCUGUGGUGCCCCAUAUGCUGCUGGCCGUCUGCUGGCUGCUACCUGUAUCUGUCUCUUAACCUUCAUUAACUGUGCCUAUGUCAAGUGGGGAACCCUGGUCCAAGACAUUUUCACCUAUGCUAAAGUAUUGGCGCUGAUCGCGGUCAUCAUCACAGGCAUUGUUAGGCUUGGCCAGGGAGCCUCAACUAACUUUGAGAAUUCCUUUGAGGGCUCAUCAUUUGCAACGGGUGACAUCGCCCUGGCACUGUACUCAGCCUUGUUCUCCUACUCCGGCUGGGACACACUGAACUACGUCACCGAAGAGAUCAAGAAUCCCGAGAGGAACUUGCCCCUCUCCAUUGGCAUUUCCAUGCCCAUCGUCACCAUCAUCUACCUCUUGACCAACGUGGCCUAUUACAGCGUGCUAGACAUUAAGGACAUCUUGGCCAGCGAUGCUGUUGCUGUGACUUUUGCAGACCAGAUUUUUGGAAUAUUCAACUGGACAAUUCCACUAGCGGUUGCAUUGUCCUGUUUUGGUGGUCUCAAUGCUUCCAUUGUGGCUGCUUCUAGGCUUCUGUUUGUGGGCUCGAGAGAAGGCCAUCUCCCUGAUGCCAUCUGCAUGGUCCAUGUUGAGCGGUUCACGCCCGUGCCCUCUCUGCUCCUCAAUGGCAUCUUGGCAUUGAUCUACCUGUGUGUGGAGGACAUUUUCCAGCUCAUUAACUACUACAGCUUCAGCUACUGGUUUUUUGUGGGCCUUUCUAUUGUGGGUCAGCUUUAUCUACGUUGGAAGGAGCCGGAUCGGCCUCGGCCUCUCAAGCUCAGCCUUUUCUUCCCCAUUGUCUUCUGCCUCUGUACCAUCUUCCUGGUGGCUGUUCCACUUUACAGUGAUACCGUCAACUCCCUCAUCGGCAUUGGCAUUGCGCUCUCAGGCUUGCCAUUUUACUUCUUCAUCAUCAGAGUGCCGGAACACAAACGACCUCUUGGCCUUCGAAGGAUCGUGGCAUCCACCACAUGGUACCUCCAGAUCCUAUGCAUGUCAGUUGCUGCAGAAAUGGAUUUGGAAGAUGGAGAGAUACCCAAGCGAGAUCCCAAGUCGAAAUAGAGUCUGGAAUUCUGAGAUGUGGUUGAGCAGGAGCUUCUUGUCUCCUAUUGGCUAGAGCCAAGGAAAAGGAGAGCAAUCUUCUGGCAGACCCAUCUAGGAGCUGGGCUGUGGCAGCUUCACCUUGGACUUGCUUUUGAGAGAUGAAAGUAAUUUAUUUGUUUUGCUACAUGUUGUUCCAGACUUUGUUGGAUACCAGACCUUGUAGGAAGCAGGCCACUUACGGGCUUGAUUGUUCCAGCAGCACCUGGGUGUGCCGACCUGCUCCUGUUUUCCUUUACUAGGGCCAACAAUGCUCCAAACUUGUCUCCUUUAGAGACAUGAAAUUGUCACAGUGUGAAAUAAAAGGGUUAUGAAGUUUGA